Raphanus sativus (radish) is the source of this 1635-nucleotide messenger RNA. RefSeq names its product amino acid transporter ANT1. Lineage: Eukaryota; Viridiplantae; Streptophyta; Magnoliopsida; Brassicales; Brassicaceae. The transcript has 3 exons. Bases 144 to 1457 code for a protein of 437 amino acids. Gene Ontology annotation, molecular function: amino acid transmembrane transporter activity. The record is from RefSeq and is a predicted model, not a curated record. Gene Ontology annotation, cellular component: vacuolar membrane. Gene Ontology annotation, biological process: amino acid transmembrane transport.
CUCGCCAGAUGUAAGGUACGUCGAAGGUGCCACGUCAUUGGAAGGAAGGAAAUCUCUGGCGCGUCGUUAUAAAAGAAUUGCGGCGGAGGAUUUGGCUUCGACUCCAUUAUUAGUAUUUUCAGAGAGAGGAGCGAAUCUCGGAGAUGGCGAUCAAGGACCACCACCUUGCGUCGCACCACGGCGAUGCAUCAUCUCUCCCUCUGAUAAAAUCUCCACGUUCUGGAGAGACCGGCGGUGGAGAUAGAACAUCGGCUAUUCAGACGCUCGGGAACAUUAUCGUCUCCAUCGUCGGUACAGGCGUCCUUGGACUUCCUUACGCGUUCCGCAUAGCCGGAUGGUUCGCUGGAUCUCUCGGCGUCAUUAUCGUUGGAUUCGCCACCUAUUACUGCAUGCUCCUUCUCAUUCAAUGCAGAGACAAGCUAGAAGCAGAAGAAGGACAAGAAGAAUCGAAAACGUAUGGUGACUUGGGGUUCAAAUGCAUGGGAACAAAAGGUAGAUACCUAACAGAGUUCCUCAUAUUCACCGCUCAAUGCGGUGGAUCAGUAGCCUAUCUAGUCUUCAUAGGCCGGAACAUGUCCUCCAUCUUCGCAUCAUACGGUUUAAGCAUGGUCUCUUUCAUCUUGAUCCUGGUUCCGAUAGAAGUCGCGUUGUCAUGGAUCACCUCUCUAUCAGCUCUCUCGCCUUUCAGCAUCUUCGCUGAUAUAUGCAACAUCAUAGCCAUGUGUUUCGUUGUGAAAGAGAACGUGGAGAUGGUGAUCGGAGGAGACUUCUCGUUUGGUGACAGAACAGCUGUUUCGUCUAGUAUUGGAGGGUUACCGUUUGCUGGAGGUGUUGCUGUGUUUUGUUUUGAGGGUUUUGCGAUGACGUUGGCUCUUGAGAAUUCUAUGAAGGAUAGAGAAGCUUUCCCUAAGCUGUUGGCUAAAGUGCUUGCUGGGAUUACGUUUGUUUAUGUGUUGUUUGGGUUCUGUGGUUAUAUGGCUUAUGGAGAUGAAACUAAGGAUAUUAUUACACUCAACCUCCCAAAGAAUUGGUCUGCCAUUGCCGUGCAGAUUGGCUUAUGCGUGGGACUGACGUUUACGUUCCCGAUCAUGGUACAUCCGCUUAACGAGAUCAUAGAGCAGAAACUGAAAAGGAUAGAUUGGCUUCAAAAGCAUCAUCAUCAUGAGUACAGCAACGAAACAGGUUCGGUCUCUAAAUAUGUAAUAUUCACCACGAGAACGCUUUUGGUGGUAGGACUCGCAGCAAUAGCGUCAUUAGUCCCGGGGUUUGGUACGUUUGCAUCUCUGGUUGGAAGUACUCUGUGUGCACUCAUAUCAUUUGUGUUACCGGCUUCUUAUCACCUCACGCUGCUCGGUCCAUCGCUAAGUCUGUGGAACAAAUCAGUUGAUGUGUUCAUCGUGAUUUGCGGGUUGCUCUUUGCUGUCUAUGGUACAUACAAUACAAUCGUUGGAGUGUAACAAAGCGAAGUAAGCGAGUCUGUGUUUAAAGAACACGCCAACAGAAAGUUGGUCAGAGACUCAGACCAAGAACCAUUGUAUAGCUGUUUUACAUCAAUUUGAUAUCAGAAGAUAGUGGGAUUGGGAAAAUCCAAAUUGUUGUAUAAUAAUUACAGGUUUUAAAUGUUUGGCAAAAGCA